Gadus macrocephalus (Pacific cod) is the source of this 5382-nucleotide messenger RNA. Its product is annotated as bromodomain-containing protein 1-like. Gene Ontology annotation, biological process: regulation of transcription by RNA polymerase II. The record is from RefSeq and is a predicted model, not a curated record. Gene Ontology annotation, molecular function: protein binding. Gene Ontology annotation, cellular component: MOZ/MORF histone acetyltransferase complex. Lineage: Eukaryota; Metazoa; Chordata; Actinopteri; Gadiformes; Gadidae. The transcript has 11 exons. Bases 361 to 5130 code for a protein of 1589 amino acids.
GCAUUGUUGUGUUGGGGGUCGAGCUACGCUAGAGCUACGCCGCUCAUUCAGCUCCUGCUCUCCGCGGAGGCACCACGGCGACUCCCCACCACAACAAACCCGUGAACGAGCCGUUAAACCCCUACCGUCAGAUCCCCUGCUUACACGCACGGAUUUGAAUGUUUGAAUGCGGAACUUUGCGGUCGUACAAGCCGCUCUGGGAGCCUCCGUUUUUCGUUAAUCUCCGAAAACAUCGCGGAAUCGCCCGUCGGAUGAGAACAUUGUGUUCGGUUCAGGCCGUACCGCCGUCGCCUUUUGCAGCUACUGUCUUUCCCCCACUAGCAUAAGUGCUUACAAAUCCGAGCAACACGGAUCGCCACCAUGAGGAAGAAAGCUCGGUACCACCGGGUCCCCGUGCCCCAGCGGCCGCCGUCUCCCAUCAUGCCCUCGCCCAACAAGCAGAUCCUCACCUACGCCCAGGCGCAGCGAAUGGUGGAGAUGGAGAUUGACGGGCGGGUGCACCGCAUAAGCAUCUACGACAAGAUGGGCGUGCUUUCGGACGACGACCCCACGGCCCAGGAGAUGCUGGAGUGCACGAGCAACAAGGAGAACGCGGACAAGCCCCCGCCGCAGGCCCCGCUGCGCUCGGUCCGUCUCAAGAACAGCCAAGAGAAGAAGAACGCCGCUCUGGGCGUCACCGCCACGGCGGCGGCGGCGGCCUCCCAUGGGGACAAGCCCGGGAACCACGGCCCCCACAGCGGGGCCUGCCCCAAGAAGCUCCCGGAGCCCAAGUUCCGCACGGUGGAGUACAACCUGCCGGCGGUGCCCCGCCGCCCCGCCGCCUUCUACGCCUUCGAGGAGAAGACGGAGGAGGAGCUGGACGAGGAGACCGAGUACGACAUGGACGAGGAGGACUACGCCUGGCUGGACCUGGUCAAUGACAGGCGCCGCGGCGAGGGCGCCAGCCGCGUCUCCUACAACGUGUUUGAGUUCCUGGUGGACCGCUUCGAGAAGGAGGCGCACCAGGAGAGCCAGGGCCAGGAGCAGGUGCCCGUCGACGAGGACGCCGUGUGCUGCGUGUGCGCCGACGGCGAGUGUCACAACGGCAACGCCAUCCUCUUCUGCGACGCCUGCAACCUGGCGGUGCACCAGGAGUGCUACGGCGUGCCCUACAUCCCCGAGGGCCAGUGGCUGUGCCGCCACUGCCUGCUGGCGCCUGGCACGCCGGCGGCCUGCGUGCUCUGCCCCAACACGGGCGGCGCCGUCAAGCGCACGGACGACGAGCGCUGGGGCCACGUGGCGUGCGCCCUCUGGGUGCCCGAGGUGGGCUUCUCCAACACCACCUUCAUCGAGCCCAUCGACGGCGUGCGCCACAUCCCGGCGGCCCGCUGGAAGCUGACGUGCCACCUCUGCAAGCGCAAGGGCGCCGGGGCGUGCAUCCAGUGCCACCGCGCCAACUGCUACGCCGCCUUCCACGUCAGCUGCGCCCAGAAGGCGGGGCUCUUCAUGAAGAUGGAGCCUGUGAAGGAGGUGACGGAGAGCGGCGAGCCGGCCUUCUCGGUGAAGAAGGUGGCGUACUGCGGCGCGCACACGCCCAGCGGCGGCGCCCGGAAGCCCCUGACGGUGUACGACGCGGUCACGGCGCCCCGGAACGGACUGUGUAAGAAGGAGGAGCAGGGGGCUAGACGGAGCCGGCGGUCGAAAGGGAAGCGGCCGCAGCCGCAGCAGCAGCAGCAGCAGCAGCAGCAGCAGCAGCAGCAGAGGAAGAGCAAGAAGAGUAAAAAGCCGGACGUGAAGGUGGAGGAGGUGGAGGGGGAGGUCGCCACUCCUGCCAACGCGCCUAGCUUCCCUCUCCAAAGGCUACAGAGCAUCCUGAACCAGGUGUCCAUCCAGAAGAAGAAGGCGUUUGUGCAGCUGGUGCUGAACUACUGGACCCUAAAGAGGCAGGCGAGGAACGGGUUGCCUCUCAUCCGCCGGCUGAAGACCAGCACUCAGUCCCCGAAGACAGUUCAGCAGGGCCACCAGAAGCAGUGCGAGGAGGAGAGCCGGGCCCUCAAGGAGCAGCUGAAGGAGUGGCAUCGCCUGCGCCACGACCUGGAGCGAGCCAGGCUACUGCUGGAGCUCAUCCGCAAGCGGGAGAAGCUGAAGAGGGAGGAGAUGAAGCUGCAGCAGACUCUGUUUGAGCUGCAGCUGACGCCCUUCAGCCUGCUGCUCGGGGCCCUGCUGGAGCAGCUGCAGGAGAAGGACCAAGCCCGGGUGUUCGCCCAGCCCGUGGACGUCGGCGAGGUCCCGGACUACCUGGACCACAUCAAGCACCCCAUGGACUUCUCCACCAUGGCCCGGCGCGUGGAGGCGCAGGCGUACGGCGGCCUGGACCACUUCCAGGCCGACUUCGACCUCAUGGUGGCCAACUGCCUGCAGUACAACCCCCGGGACUCGUACUUCCACCGCGCCGCGGUACGCAUGCGCGACCAGGGCGGCGUGCUGAUCCGCAAGGCCCGACGCGACGCCGAGCGCAUCGGCUUCGACCCCCUCGCCGGGAUCCACCUGCCGGAGGCGCCCAAGCUGGAGCCGGCGCCACCCUUCUCCUGGGACGAAGUGGAUCGCCUUCUGGUGCCGGCCAACCGGGCCCGCCUGUCCCCCGAGCAGCAGCUGCAGCAGCUGCUGGAGAAGCUGGACCUCACCUGCUCCAUGAAGUCCAGCCCGUCGCGCAGCAAGCGGCUCAAGCUGCUGAAGAAGACCAUCAACGACGUGCGCAGCGAGGCCAGCCUCCACCGGGGGCUCCCCGACCACCACCACCACCACCACCCCAAUCCCCAUCACCACCACCACCCCCACCAUCACCAUCACCAUCACCACGCCUCCUCGUCCUCAUCCUCUGCCUCGUCCUCCUCGUCUUCGUCGUCGACCUCUUUGUCGUUGACGUCGCCUCAGCCCGAGGCGGGGAAGACUCACCUGAGAGCCGCGCAGACCAACGGCCACUGUCUCCACGACGAUGGGGACAAGUCUCUCCCCCCCAAGCUGGAGCCUCUGGACUCUAGCCCCCCACCGGUCCACCCGGACGGAGACCCCGGGCCCCCCACCCUCAGAUCCAUCCACGACGGACCCCUCCUCCACCACAAGGCCAACCACCUCCACCACCACCACCACCACCGCAAGGACCCCCCCAAACUGAACCCCAGCAAGAACCCCCCCAAGCUCAAACACAAGGGCGCCCCGGGCCUCCAACCCGAGGACACGCCCAGCCUUAACCACGACGGCCCCCGUGACCUCAGUCACCUGGAGGCCCCCAGCCUCAAACACAACGCCAACCACCUCCAGGACCCCCCCAGCCUUAAACACACCGCCCCCUGCGGCCUCCACCACCAAGACCCCCCCAGCCUCAAACACAGCUCCAACCACCUCCCCCAGGCGGACCCCCACAACCUCAGACACAAGGCCCACCACCUCCACCCGGAGGACCCCCACCACCUCAGACACAAGGCCCACCACCUCCACCAAGAGGACCCCCACCAACUCCACCCGGCGGACCCCCACCACCUCAGACACAAGGCGGACCACCUCCACCACGAGGACCCCCGACACCUCCACCAGGCGGACCCCCACAACCUCAGACACAAGGCCCACCACCUCCACCACGAGGACCCCCACCACCUCCACCCGGCGGACCCCCACCACCUCAGACACAAGGCCCACCACCUCCACCCGGCGGACCCCCACCACCUCUAUAAGGUGGAACCCCACAACCUCAGAAACAAGGCCCACCACCUCCACCACGAGGACCCCCCCAUUCUGAAACACAAGGCCAACCACCUCCAUAACGAGGACCCCCCCAUUCUGAAACACAAGGCCAACCACCUCCAUAACGAGGACCCCCCCAUUCUGAAACACAAGGCCAACCCCCUCCAUAACGAGGACCCCCCCAUUCUGAAACACAAGGCCAACCCCCUCCAUAACGAGGACCCCCCCAUUCUGAAACACAAGGCCAACCACCUCCAUAACGAGGACCCCCUCAUUCUGAAACACAAGGCCAACCCCCUCCCCCACAAGAGCCUCCCCCACGACCAGGCGCCCCGCCUCCACUGCGAGCCCCCCCGUCCCCUCGACGACCGGGUACCCGACAUCAGACGCGGAAAGCCCGACGGCGAGGCUCCUCACCUCAACGGCCACGCGCGGCCCUCGCCCGGCUCCCAGAAUGCCUUGCUGGAGGGCGAGGUCAGCGUGGUGGCGACGUCCACGCUGGCCGAGCCCGUCGGCGCGGUCGGUCGCCGCACCGCCAUCCUCUUCAGGAAGUCCAAGAGGGGCGUGGCUGUGGUGGGCGUGGCACGGGGAGGGGGAGGAGCCGACGGAGGGAAGGAGGCGGGGCCAGGGGGGUUGGCGGCAGAGGGGGCAGGGGGGAUACAGCGGAUCGGGGAGGAGGAGGAGGUGGUGGAAGGGGAGGAGCUUGGGUCCAAGUCCUUCCUGUCCGUGGUGAUCCCGCGGCUGGAGAACCUGCUGCAAGGGAGGAAGAGGAGGAUGAGGAGGAGCGUCGACGGGCGGCUGAGCGAGGAAGACUCGACGGCGGCCGAGGAGGGCGAGGGGGUGUCGCCGGUCAAACGGCUCGACAGAGGUCUGUCGAACGGUUUCCUGGAGGAGGAGGUGGAGGAGCAGGAGGAGCAGGAGGGGGUACAGAAGGAGCUGGGGAACCCCAGGACUCUGGAACCACGGAGACGCUGGGCGUCCGAGUCGUCCAUCUCCUCCAGUAGCAGCCUGUCUGCCUGCACCAGCGGCACCCUGACCCUCCCCCAGUGUGGGAAGGGCAAGCCGGCGCUGGUGCGGCGCAACACGCUGGAUGACAAGAGCCAGAUGAUCGCCUGCAUCGAGACGGGCAACUACGCCCGCGCUGCCCGCAUCGCCGCAGAGGUGGGGAACAGCAGUAUCUGGAUGCCCGCCAGCGCGGCCACGGUAGCACUGGAGCCCCUGACGCUAGUGUGGGCCAAGUGUAGCGGGUACCCCUCCUACCCCGCCCUGGUGAGUCCCCCCCCCCCCCCUGACCCCGACCCCAACCACCCCCCCCCCCCCCCCCCCCACCCCCUGGGGCUGCAGCGCACUAGCACGUUUAUCGGGUUUAGCUUGACCAGCGGCCCGAUCAAAUGUAAGUAUUCAUUUUAAGAAUGGACCCGGGGUCGAGGGUUUGAGUCCGUGAAGCAUCGAGCAGCCAACGGUUGGUGCUCCCACUUGAUGAAGGACUCCAACGAUGGACUUAAUUAAACCAUUAAUUGAUAAGUCGACCAAUUACUAAUUGUUGACUAAUUGUUGCUGCCCUACAGCCCUAGCCCUACUCACCCCCUGGUGUCCUACCUCCUACCCCCUGGUGUCCUACCUCCUACCCCCUGGUGUCCUACCUCCUACCCCCUGGUGUCC